This is a messenger RNA of Seminavis robusta, 3869 nucleotides long. Lineage: Eukaryota; Bacillariophyta; Bacillariophyceae; Naviculales; Naviculaceae. The record is from the annotation of a GenBank genome assembly.
GUACCCGUACACAUGCCACCAGCGCAUGUAUGUACCGCGUGAGCUGAUGAAGGAUCUGUUAUCUAUCUGUUCUAUCUUUUCGAGUUCAGUCUUCUUGGUUGAGCGUUCCUAUGCCUGCAGUCUUCUUGGUUGCGGAGCUGCAGAUACAUGUAGGCCUACAUGUUCCAUGGACGAGUAUGUCUUUGGUGGUAAAUACUCAUUCCCAAAGCAGAAGAAGAGAUUCGAUUUGAUUUGCUUCAGUUUUUGCAUUUCACUUUAAGAGCCCACACUUUUUAAAAUAGAAGUACAAAACUCAAACACCUCUAACUUUUACUUGUGAACCACCAACAAUUUCGAAAACCAUGACGACCCCAACAAAAGACCUUGAGUAUGCCAUUACUAAGCCGGUGGAAGAUGACGACGAUGAGCUGGAAUCCAUGACGGGGACGGCUCAGCGGGAAGAUACGUCGAGCACCGAAGAGAUUGCCAUUGGAGUGGCCGAGAACAAGCGAGUGAGUCGCAACCGUUUCUUGGUGGCCGUUGUGUUGCUUGUAUGUGCCACGGCGGCAGCCGUCUUGACCUAUGUGAUUACUGAUCGCGAGGAGCGACAGAGUUUCGAGAAUGAGUUUGCAGGAAUCGCUUCCGAGAUCAUUUCCGUCUCGCAACGCGCCGAAGAGAACAUCUUCAAGGUCAUGGAUGACUUUAGUACCAUGAUGACUUCGUCUGCCUUGGCCACCAACCAGACCUGGCCGUUUUAUAUCACCCCAGACUUUGAACGCCGCGCCAGAGCAUCUCGUGCCGUCUCGGGAGGUCGCAUGUUGGUGACCGUCAACGCCGUGCCUCCUGCCGCUCGCGACGAAUGGAACGACUUUGCCAAUCGCACCAAGGGAUGGAUGCAAGAGUCGGCGGAACUGCGCAAUGUCACACCCGCUCCCUUUUUGCCCGUCAUGUCCACAUUCAACUACACCGAGGAAGGUCCCCAGAGGAUCAUUCCGGUCACGGGAGGCGACGACCUUCAUCUCGUCGCCUCGCAAGUCAGUCCCGUCCCGACGGCACAUCGUAUUAUUGUCAAUAUCGACUUUGGAACUACCUUCAUCGACCGAUGGCGCUACAUGGAAGAAACGGGACGAUCGGCGAGAUCCCAGAUUGUCAAUAUGAACUUUUGGCUCGAAGAACCCGCCGAUGGACCAGUCAACCUCUUCUAUCAACCCGUCUUUGACUCCUUUGACGAAGAAAACCGAAACUUGGCCGCCUUUGUCUACAUGGCGCUCCGUGUUCAAGACCAUUUCGAAGACCUACUCCACGACGGGGCCGUGGGAAUCUAUGUCGUGUUGACCAAUACCUGUAACAAGACCGUCACCUACCAAGUCAAUGGACGAGAGUCUGAAUACCUUGGAGAGGGUGAUCUACACGAAGAAGAAUACGAUUACUUGGGCAUUGAGGCUGGUCUCACAGUGGCUCUCAAUGAAAUCCUCGAAGGCGGAACGGAAUCGCAAACCGGAAUGAGCUGUGGCUACUACAUGACCAUCUACCCAUCCGCCCUGUUCCAUGAAAACUUUCAGACAAGUCGUCCGGUCGUCUACACCAUUGUCGUUCUCGCAAUCUUUGCUUGCACUUCCCUCAUCUUCAUCCUCUAUGAUUGCAGCGUCCAACGUCGCCAAGAAACCGUCAUGGAUUCCGCUGUCAAGUCCAACAAGAUUGUCAAUGACCUCUUCCCAGAACAGUUCCGAGAGCAAAUGCUAGAGAAUGCAAACAACUCGAAACAAAAUGAUGCCUCCAUGUUCAAGGUCAAUGGGACACGAAAGUCUCUCACUAAGUUCAUGAGUGGUGAUCUAGGACCGUUUGACGACGAUGAAGACAUCUUCAUGACCAAGCCAGUCGCAGAUCUUUUUGCCGAAGCUACUGUUUUGUUCGCGGACAUUGUUGGGUUCACGGCAUGGUCCUCCGUUCGCGAGCCUUCACAGGUGUUCACCUUGCUGGAAAGCAUUUACCGGGCUUUUGACAAGGUUGCUGCCAGAAGGCACAUUUUCAAAGUGGAGACUGUGGCAGAUAGCUACGUGGCCGUGGCUGGAGUGCCCAAACCGGUGCCAAAUCAUGCAAUGGUCAUGGCUCGUUUUGCACGCGACUGUCUCCACAAGCUCCCUCAAGUUGUCAGUCGCCUCGAUAAGCACCUGGGGCCCGGAACCAGAGAUUUAACCAUGCGGUUUGGGAUACACAGUGGACCCGUGACAGCUGGAGUUCUGCGUGGAGAGAAGGCCCGCUUUCAGUUGUUUGGAGAUACUGUCAACACUGCGGCUCGCAUUGAGAGCACCAGCAUUGGCAACAAAAUCCAUCUUAGUGAUCGGACUGCACAGCUUAUCUGUGCUGCAGGAAAGGGUGCUUGGGUAGAACGCAGAUCAGAAAAGGUGCAUUUGAAAGGAAAAGGUACCAUGGAGACGUACUGGUUGAAUGCUCAAGUAAGAGCAGGGUUGAUGAGGGCUGGAUCGGUUUGUGGAUCUAUGGUGUCAGACCAGAAUGACAGAGUGGAACAGGCAACGUAUCACUCCCCUGCUCUCUCGGAUCAUACUAGGAGGCUUGUCGAAUGGAAUAUAGAGUCUUUGUCCCGUCUGCUACGCCAGAUUGUGGCCUACCGGAAGACGACGUCCACGACAACCAAAACAUUGAAAAAGGUCGUAGAGGAGGGCGGUCCCUCCACUUUGGAUGAGGUCGCCGAGGUUAUCGCACUUCCUGGCUUUGACCAACAAACAGCCUGCAAGAAGGUGGAUCCAGACACCAUUGUUCUUGGCCCUGAUGUGAUGAAACAGCUCUAUUCGUAUGUCUCCUGGGUUGCACAAUCUUACAAUGACAAUCCAUUCCACAACUUCGAACACGCUUCUCAUGUGAUGAUGUCUAUCAUGAAGUUACUCUCACGUAUCGUGGCACCGGAAUUGGAAAUGGCGCCUGACACGGACGAAAAGGACAGAAUCUCUCGCAUUGCCGCUCAGUUGCACGAUAAUACUUACGGAAUUACAUCAGAUCCAAUGACUCAGUUCGCGAUCGCCCUCUCAGCCCUCGUGCAUGAUUGCGAUCACCGAGGAGUACCCAAUGGGCGACUGGUGGAGGAAGAUGAACAUCUUGCCCGGCUCUACGACCAAUCUGUCGCAGAACAGCACAGCAUCGACACAGCAUGGUCUGAGUUGAUGAGCGAUGACUACAAGGACUUGCGGGCUUGUAUCUAUUCCAGCGAUGACGAACUGAAGCGCUUUCGCCAAGUUGUCGUCAAUGUUGUGCUUGCGACUGACAUCUUCGAUAAGCAACUGAAAAAACUACGCAAUGCUCGAUGGGAGAAGGCCUUCCGAGUGCGAUCACCCUCUGAGACCCUUGGAACCGUCGAUGUCAACCGCAAGGCCACCAUUGUCAUGGAACACAUCAUGCAGGCUUCUGAUGUGGCUCACUGUAUGCAGCACUGGCACGUGUACACAAAGUGGAAUGAACGGCUGUUUCAGGAGAUGUUCAAAGCCUAUGCCACAGGCAGGGCAGACAAAGACCCAUCAUUGGGUUGGUAUAAGGGAGAGCUUUGGUUUUUUGACAACUACAUCAUCCCAUUAUCAAAGAAGUUGCAUGAUUGCGGUGUGUUUGGUGUCAGUAGUGAUGAAUACUUGAACUAUGCCACAGAGAACAGGAAGGAGUGGGCAGAAAAGGGUGAAGCGAUCGUUGCAGAAAUGGCGAACAAGUACAGAACAUUGUUGCAGCCGACGGAAGUCCCCGAAGCUUUUUCGGAUGAGGAGGAGGGCACCAGCAAGAUAAAGAACGAGCUGGAAGUCUGAUUGGGAUUCAGAAUCGUAGACAAAAAUACACCUACAUAAUGCGCUUAGCUCAGUGUUGUUCCUCGCCCAUGCUCUCAACUAGGG